UCAGCCUAUGAGCGGUGCUGUGGUGAAACUAGUUGAGAGACGGAGCCUGUAGCAGUCUGUAUGAUAAAAGAAUAGAGUUUACAAUUUCGAAUAGGCCGAAGUUUAUGUAGGCUACAACAGAAAAUACUGAGCAGCAGAUUUAAAGGAUUAGGCUACACUUCAAGAGGGGAACCUUUUACCUAAGUCAACAAUCAUUCCAAUGGCCCGUGUAGCCACAGCCACUGUUUUAUUAUUGCCGUUCAUACUAACAUUUUUAUGUGUGGUGGCAGCAGAAGGCGGUGGGCUGAAGCUGAGAAGACAGAAGAGAGAAUGGAUCAUUCCUCCUAAGAGGUUGAAGGAGAAUGUAGAUUACACCAGCCAAGAGUACAUCGCAAAGAUUCGCUCUGAUGAGCAGUACACUUCAAAGGUGACCUACUCACUGACUGGGAUCGGUGCAGACCAAAACCCCAGGAGCCUAUUCACUGUCAACCCAAAUACAGGUCUGGUCAGAAUCAAUGGCAUUCUGGACAGAGAGAAGAUACCUUCCUACCACUUACUUGGAGUAGCGACAUACAACAAUGGAAGCAAAGCAGAGAAGGACAUUGACCUGCGUAUUUCCGUUGAGGACCAGAAUGACUGCCAACCAGUGUUCGUUUUUGGCCAAUCUGGAUCCGUUAAUGAGUCCAGUGCUGCAGAAACCGUUGUCAUGAAAGUUUUAGCCACAGAUGCGGAUGAAGUGAACACGCCACACUCUCAGAUUUACUAUAGCAUAGUGCAGAAAAGUUCUUCAGAUAGCAUGUUCGCCAUCAACUACCAGACUGGGGAGAUCAUGGUUCGCCAGACUACGCUGGACAGAGAGACCCAAGACACCUACAUCCUGACUGUAAAAGGUUCAGACAUGAACGGAGCAAUGGGUGGAAACUCAGGAACAGGACAGGUAGUGAUUAAAAUCCUGGACAUCAACGACAACAUCCCCACACUGGAGAAAGAAUCUUACGAGGGGAGUGUGUUGGAGAACACGGUCAAUGUGGAGGUGCUGAGGAUCAAAGCCACUGAUCUGGACCUGAUGUACACUGAGAACUGGCUGGCUGUGUUCACCAUCAUCUCAGGCAACGAAGCUGGCUACUUCACUAUCACUACCGACUCCAUGACCAACGAAGGCAUUAUUAUGAUAACCAAGGCACUGGACUACGAGGAGCUGAAAGUGCUCAACCUUGCCAUAAGUGUUUCCAACAAAGCAGUGUACAACUUUGGCGCCUCCUCUACGAGUGGAGGGAUAGGAGGUGGAGGGGUUGCAGGCGGGGGCAUGACGGGCGGUGGUAAGACCUACCCCAUCAAGAUCAACGUGAUCAACCAGAAAGAGGGCCCCAAAUUCCAGCCAAUGGUUAAAGUGGUGACCAUCUCUGAGGACUCCACCACAGUCACCAUUAACAAGGUCAUCACCACCUACGCAGCCAUCGACAGUGACACACUACUGACUGCUACCAAUGUUAGGUAUGCCAAAAAAUCCGAUGUAGACAACUGGCUAAUCAUCGAUGGAAAGACAGCAGAGAUCAAGCUGAACAAAGUCCCUGAUCGGGAGUCCAAAUACUUGGUCAAUGGAACAUACUACGCCAAGAUAAUAGCCAUCACAACCGAUCUGCCAUCCAAAACGGCCACAGGGACAAUAGCUAUCCAGGUGGAGGACUUUAACGACCACUGUCCCAUACUGACAGCUACGGCUACGACCAUGUGUCUGGGGGACACCGCUGUGUAUGUCACGGCUGUGGAUGGGGACACCUUCCCCAACGGAGCUCCCUUCAAGUUCAGAGUGAUUCAGGGGGACAGCAAACAGAAGUGGACACUGGAGCACCUCAAUGCUACCACUGCCAUUUUACGAGACCAUGCCCACAUGUGGCCAGGUCACUACAAGGUUGUUGUGGAGAUCAGUGACCAGCAGGGGAAGGCCUGUGCUGACAUCCAGAUUCUGAACGUGGUUGUGUGCACCUGUGAUCAGGUCAAUAAGGUCUGCUUCGCCCGGGAGACGGGCAAGGACGUCACAUUAGGAGCAUCUGCCAUCCUGCUGCUCCUUCUGAGCCUCCUGCUGUUGUUGCUGGUGCCCCUCCUGCUGCUGUUCUGUCUGUGUGGAGGAGUGGCAUCCAUAGGUGACUUUAAGGCCAUGCCGUUUGACACUAAAGAACACCUGAUUCCAUAUCACACCGAGGGACAAGGAGAAGACAAGGAAGUUCCACUCCUGCAAAUUCCUGUGGCGAUAGAUGGCUCCAUCAAAGUUGUUGACUUGGCAAACAACGGGGGGGGGGUGGGAUUAAUAAGAGAUGCAGGCGCUGCAGGAGGAUCAGCAGGAGGAGUGUUCGGGGACAGCUUCACCCCGUCCGCAAUAAACACAUGGGAGCACAACCAUUCCCAUGGCUCCCACCAGCCCAGCGGCAGAGUGAAGGUGAGCUACGGCGUGGGUGGAGGAACCAUGACUGGACAUGAACACUUCUCCAGAUAUGGAGCUGGAGCUUAUGACGGGGUCGCUCUCUCCGAGGGAGUCCUAGAGGAGUAUUACUCUGCAAAGGCCAAUCAUGCUGCGCGGAACGACCAACAGAGAGAUGACCUACUGAUCUACGACUACGAAGGUGAGGGGUCACCGGUAGGCUCUGUUGGCUGCUGCAGCCUCCUAGGGGGCGAUGACGACCUGGACUUCCUCAACGACCUGGGGCCCAAGUUCAAGACCUUGGCUAAGAUCUGCCAGGGGUCGAUAGCUAUGGAGGUGGAGACUGUCAACAUGUCUGUGUCAUCCCCUAGACCUAAGCCUACCACAUCCACCCACACAGAGGUCAAUAGAGACACAGCUCUCAAUGUCAACACCCUGAACACCUCAUCCACCACCUCCACCUCCUCCACACGCCUGCAGGAGAACCUGGUUCCUCGGGCCCAAGGAUCAGCCACCAUCCGCAAGGUUCAGGAGAACAAGGUGAUGCCCAACAAGACCCUCUUCAUCCAGCAGCCCCCUAUUUACUACGCCGCUGCCCCCACCAUGUGCAUGGUGGAGCCCCAGUUGGUGCUGGUGGAGCAGAGAGGGGGAGGUGGUUAUGUCCAUGCCCAGCAGGCGGUAAGCCAGGUGGGGGUAGGGAUGGGUCAGGGGGUGGUGCAGGUAGGAGGGCUCCAUGGUUCUCAGGGCAUGAUUUUACUGGAGAGGCAGGUAGGAGUAGUUGGCAGUGAGGAAGGACAAGGUCAUGUUGUUAUGGGCGCAAGCCAGGUCUUACAGGGAGCGGGCCACACUAUUAUUGGGGGAAGUCACAUUAUUACAGAGACGAGCCAAACCAUUACACGGGGAGGCCAGGUUCUACAGGGGGCAGACCAGACCAUGAUCGGAAAAGGCCAUCUAUCGCCAGGAGGAAACUUCUCACAGGGAAGCCUGUCCGGGUCCAGGAAAGUGCUGGUUGUUGAGAGCGGGUCUGGGUCAGCCUCGGCAGCAGGGAGCAGCGCAGGGUUAGGGGCUGCCCAGGUCACCAUGCUGCAGAGAGGCCAGGGGUUAGAGGUCAAAUGUCAUAGUGUAGAAGUGAGAGGUCAGAGUGGUGCUUCCUCGUUGAGCUCCAGCUCCCUGUGUGGCACGGCAGGGUCAAACGAGGCCUCUGCUACUGCUGUCAAAGUCACCACCACUCCCACAGCUGCACCCUGUAGCAGCAGCCACACCGCUGUGGUGCAAGAGAAGAAAAUAUCUGUCACUGAGAAAUACGUUGAGACCAGUACUAUAGCAUAGAAAAACAACUUCACAUCAGCUUGAUAACAUACUGUACACUGUGGGUUUAAAGGUGAUUUAUUUUUUUGUCAAUAAAGCAACAAUCUAGGGAGAGAGAGAUAGAGGUACUGGUGCUCUCUGCUGGUCUGACUGGUGCUCUCUGCUGGUCUGAAAUACAGGAAUUCUACCCAAUGUUUGCUAACAACUCUUUUAUAACACUUUUAGUUUUUAUUAUCACGAUUACCAGAUGGUAUAUAAUCAUAAAUAUGAUUCAUUGAUACAUUGUGAAUUAAUGAUUUGAGUUGAAGAUAAUUGAUUACAGAAGAAGAAAUUGAAUAAAAAUAAUGAAAUCAUGGAAUCGAAUCAGUAUUUGAAAGGAGUGAAAUAUUUUUCUAAACAUUCAAAUGUUGUGGUGGGUGAUGUAUUAAUUGUUCAGGUGAGAAAAUGUGUUUAUCUUUGAUAAAGCUUUUUUUUACUGGGAUUGUCAAUUCUUGAUCUAAUUCAUAGUUCAGUAGGUCAAGGUUUCCAAGCGGGACAUACAAAAUUAUGGUACCAGAGAAGUGUGGGACCGUCAAAAAUCCCCUAUUUUUCUCUUAUAGUUUACAUUUUAAGCCAAAGAGUGUCUUGUUUUUCUGUUGGGUUUCAUAUGCAUUAAUUUAUCCCAUGAUAUUCAAGUUAUUGAUGUAAAGGUAAUAUUAUUUGGGGAAAAUGUACAUUAAAUUAUGCCUAUAUUUCUGUUCAUCUCAACAUCCGAGCUAAAAAUAGAGAUUAUGUAAGAUUUUUACCGUGGGCUUGGCUUAUUAUGCACUGAUAUGCAUUAAAGCAGGGGUGUAAAAUGUGUUUUGCCCCUGGGGCCACAUUCAGUAUUCAACGAGGUUCGGGGGGCUGCAUUGAAAAUGUGUUAUAUUUCUCGCCGUGAAAAUGUGCAGUUCUCUAUCCAUAGUUUGGGGAAUUUUCAAUGCUCCCUGACUGUCUUUCAUUUCAGUGAUUAUUAGCGAGCUGGACACAGUCAAGUUUCUGUAUGAAUGCAGGUCCAUUAUCAAUUCUACACAGUUUCAAUUUGGUUUUAGUCAUUUUAAAGUAUAUUGAUAACAUACUGUGUUAUCAAUAGUUCGUAUCCCCCCACAAAUUAUUAUUAGU
This is a messenger RNA of Salvelinus fontinalis (brook trout), 4846 nucleotides long. RefSeq names its product desmoglein-2-like protein. The transcript has 14 exons. Lineage: Eukaryota; Metazoa; Chordata; Actinopteri; Salmoniformes; Salmonidae. The record is from RefSeq and is a predicted model, not a curated record. Bases 200 to 3727 code for a protein of 1175 amino acids. Gene Ontology annotation, cellular component: desmosome; plasma membrane. Gene Ontology annotation, molecular function: calcium ion binding. Gene Ontology annotation, biological process: homophilic cell-cell adhesion.